Molecule: messenger RNA, 1595 nt
Organism: Musca domestica (house fly)
Lineage: Eukaryota; Metazoa; Arthropoda; Insecta; Diptera; Muscidae
Product: arrestin domain-containing protein 17
Exons: 4
Coding region: 199-1350 (383 amino acids)
Biological process (GO): protein transport
Cellular component (GO): cytoplasm
Source: RefSeq, a predicted model, not a curated record
UUAUUGUGCUGAACUUUUUUGCCUGAUGUUGUUAUUUGCGUAUUGUUUUCGGCCAGUAUCAACUGAAACUCAGUUGGGAAUUGCAAAGAUUCUGAGUUAUUCGCUGGGCGUUAUAUAAACAGAUUUUGAUCAAUAUUUCCGAAAUAGAAAAUAAAAAUAAUUAAAUUCACUUUUGGAGAGGGUAUUUAAUUUCAUAAAAUGCCUUCAACAUGUGAAUUCCAUUUGAAUAGUCCAAAUGCUGUGUACUACAGUGGUCAGGUUGUGUGCGGCUCAAUUGUACUGAAAACCACCAGUGACAAGGAUGUGCGAAAUGUCCGCAUACGCUUCGUGGGCGAGGCUAAAGUAAGCUGGACUGAAACCGAACGUCAUCGCAGAUCUGAUGGUCAUCAUGAGAGCCGCACCGUGUAUUUUCGGGCCAAUGAAGUCUACAUAGAUAAUUCUACUCAAGUCCGAGGUGAAGGUGUCUUGCCAAAAGGAACCCAUACGUAUACCUUCAAUAUACCCCUACCGCUGUCAUGUCCCACUUCGUGUGAGGGUAAAUAUGGUCACAUACGUUAUGCUCUGUGGCUGAUUGUUGAGCGGCCAUUUCGCUUUGACAACGAGUUCUCUAAACCAUUGACCGUCAUAAGAACUGUGGAUUUGAAUUUGAAUCCGGUGUAUAGGAUACCACUUGAAGCGGAAAAAACAAGUGCAAUUGGUUGCUGGCCCUGUUCAGGCGGCGAUAUCAAUUAUACUCUAAAAGUGCCCUUUGGAGCGUAUGCACCCGGUCAGACCUUACGCUACACCAUUCUAAUACAAAAUCAAUCUAUGACCGAUAUAAGUGGUUAUAGUUUGGAAUUUAAUGAACACAUCACAUUUACGGCCCAUACACCGCGCCAUAAGACACGUGAGAAGGACACCACAUUGGCCACCCAAGAGCAUUCCGACAAAUGUUUACGUCUAACCAAUCGUCAAUUUGAGGGUGAACUAAUUUUGCCCUCGUUACCGCCCGAUACCGAGGAUAAUUGUAUAAUACGUGUGCGACAUCGUUUGGAGUUUGAAAUGUAUGUGGACGGCUGUCAUGCCAAUAAGACCAUAAGUGUUCCGAUAUUUAUUGGAACUGUACCCUUACGAGAGAGCAUGACAAAUGACAGUAGUUUUACGGAAGUUGCACCCUCAGCACCACUUUUACCCAGUGAUGAAAAUACCAGUGAUUUGCCUCCAUCUUAUGGAGAUUUUAAACCACCAUCGUUCGAAGAGGCCAUUCGCAGUCACUCUCCCUUUCAAGACCCCGAUGCAAAUACACACUCAAAUGUCAUCGGCUUUAGACCUUUGUAUCCAGUUUAUCCGAAUAAUAAUGAAAAACAAUGAACAAUCUCAGCACACCACAGCUGGUCCAUGAAUUAUCUCGAAUUGAAGACAUUUGAUCCAAAGAAUUUAUCCAUCGCUUUAUAGCAUAACUACCUCAUUGUGCUGCCAAAUUUAUACUUAAACCUAUUAAAAUAUUUUUGCAGAACCUACUUACAUAUUUAUAUAUUUUGGAUCUCUUAUAAAAAAUAAAACAAAAUUUAAAGAAAUGUCGUACACACCAAUGUAAAGUGUAUACGUGUAAAGUU